Panicum hallii is the source of this 1638-nucleotide messenger RNA. Its product is annotated as myc-associated zinc finger protein-like. The transcript has a single exon. The record is from RefSeq and is a predicted model, not a curated record. NCBI's taxonomy places the organism in Eukaryota, Viridiplantae, Streptophyta, Magnoliopsida, Poales, Poaceae. The coding region runs from base 19 to 654 and encodes 211 amino acids.
CAAAGGCACCGCGCGGCAAUGCCUAACCCCUCCUCCUCGUCCCCGCCACCGGCGCCCGCCGCCGCCACUCGGCGCCGGCGGCGGAGGCGGCAGCUCCUUCCGCCGCCGCCGCCGUCGCCGUCGUCCUCCUCCUCUGCGGUCCCGGCCUCGGCGUCCUCGUCGGCGUCCUCGUCGGCGUCCUCCGCCUCCUCGGGGCUCUCCUUCUCCUUCCCGUCCUUCUCGCCCGCGCCCUCGCCGUUCCACCACCGCUUCCUCUCCCCGCUGCGCGCCUCCGCGGUGCCCUUCUCCUGGGAGCACCGCCCGGGCAUCCCCAAGACCCCCGCGCGCCAGGCGGCGGCACGCGGCAAGGCCAGGGCGUCGGCGGCGGCGCUGCCGCUGCCCCUCCCGCCCUCCCUCCUCUCCAGCAAGGUCGGCGCCGCCGACGGCCCCUUCUCCGCCGCCGCGGCGGACGGCGGCUACCUCGUCGUCCCCGACGACGCGAAGAAGGCGAGGCGGCGCGGGCGGCAGCGGCAGCAGCGCCCCCCGGCGCUGGCCGCCACCCUGACAGACUGGCUCGCCGUGCUGAGCCUCUACCGGUCGUGCACGCGCUCCCGCGACUGCCUCGCCGGCACGCCGCCGCCGCGCCGCUCCCCCUCCCCGGCGAAGGCCGUUUGAUCGCGCGCGCUACAUACUAGUGAGUUCGCUGAUACAUCGCGCCUCGCGUCUCCCUGUGUGUGUGGUGCUGGCGCCCGAUUAAGAAUGUGCUUAGGAUUAAUCACACUUGGCUUGACGCUGUAAUUAAGGUGGUUUGCCGUUUCCCCCCAUGUGCGUGGUGCUCUAUUUCUUUCCAGUUCCAGGCAAUAAUUGAUUAAUCCCUCCCCGCACGGUCAGUGACGGACUUGAUGCGCCGGCAGCUGCUGCUGGUGGAGUGGUGGUGGCGGAAGCUCUGCUUUUACAUGCUGGUGAACGGUGAUGUUCUGAUGCCGCAUGCAUGUGUCCCACCGUUAAUUAGGUUGUAAGCUUGGUCACUGAUUGGAAGCAGGCCACAGUUACUGUGAGGUAUGAAAAAAAGGCCAGAAUAAUGUGCCGUUUGUUUGUGACAACUGACAAGAUGGACAUGCUGCUGUCCUUCCUCUGGCACUGCAUUGUUCACUCUCUGAUUACUCUGUUUUCCACUCGGUAAAUCCAGCAUCAUUUUGACUAGUAACAUACUAGCCUGUUUCAACUUUCAACGCACUGAUGAACAAACUCUUAUGAACCGUUGGGGAACGGAGAGUCGUCAGUGUGCAGUGUUCGUGCUCCCUUCGAUUAGCUUCCUUAAUAAUUGCUGCUCGUCGCCGGACAAGUGGUGGCGUAGAAGAGCGAGCACCGCGGCGAGCAACCGGGGUGCCUGCGCGAGGUGCGGGACAGCGAGAGCGUCGGUUGGGUCACGUCGCCGGUCGUCUUGACCACGGAACCGCCUUUAAUUUGCUGCCUGCUCUGCUGGUACCCAAGUGGUGUGCGCCGGGGAGCUAAGCUAAGCUCAUCCCUCGGAAUAAUGUUUGGCUCCUUUAAUUAUUGUGUUUUUGGAAAGCUUGUUUUUCCGGUAACAAUUGUAACUCAAGUCAGGGCUGGUGUCUGUCAAAUCACUUCCAGAUCUGGGGUGAUGUUUGAUGGUUA